AUGCCUCUUCACUAUAUGAGGAAUCCCAUGUACGCACUUUGUCUUUUAGCGGCACUUUGCGUACGACAGCAUGUGCAAAAUAACAGGUACGAAUUACGAGCGUUGUAUCGAAGAAACGAACGGCCUGAAUUAAUGAAAUAUGCGUUUUAACGACACAUCGUCACGUCUACAGGAUCGAGCAGCCACUAACGAAAGGCGUGUCGCUUCAAACUCCGACGUCGGUGCUGACGAAACCGAACGAAGCGAGUUUGAAGGUCGUAACAAACUCGAAGAAAGAAAUUCACAGCAGAAAAAUUAACGAGAAGAGGGAAGUGAACCUCGACGACGCGGAAUCGUUGAUUCAUUGUGUGCAGAACUUUGCAAAUCGGGCUCGGAGAAUCGCGGACAACAUCCGAUCGAGCAUACCGGUUUCAAAGUCUGCAGAGUACAUCGAUCCGCUAGCAUCGUCAAAUAUUCUAGAUUCGUUGCUAUACUUGACGAGCAGCAUUGGAAUCAAAUGGCUAGCCUGA
Heterotrigona itama is the source of this 509-nucleotide messenger RNA. The record is from the annotation of a GenBank genome assembly. Lineage: Eukaryota; Metazoa; Arthropoda; Insecta; Hymenoptera; Apidae.